AUUUUUUAAGCUCUUGUAACCAGGCCUUCGGAAAUACUCGCGUAACCAACGUAAACAAGAACAAGUCCAAAACAUGGCAAAAAUGACGUUCUUGUUCGAUUUGGUCAGCAAAGACCAGCUUUUACAAAAAAUAUUCAACGAUGCGGACAGAAAUGGCACCGAGGAACUCGACGCCGAGCAACUGCAGGCCGUUCACGCGUCCCUCCGGCCUGGAGGCAUCAGCGUUCGUCAAACCGAAGCAGCCAUAUCAGAGAUUUGCGCUUCCGAAACUUGCGAUAUUUAUGAAUUUUUCGACGUUUUAAACGAGAUGGAUCGACGGUAUUUUCUUGUGAAGGACCUGCAGUGGGAGUUCGCUAUGUUGGACGGAAAACAAUGCGGUACAAUAAGCGAAAAGGAUGCCAGGUUCUUAUUUCAAGCCGUGUACGACGAGUUUUUCUCGCACAGACGAUGGCUAGAGUUCCUCAAAACCCGUCGUGUACCUGGAAGUGGAAUCAGCUUUGCAGAGAUCGAAGUUGAGCUCUGUAAUAUACCUUCCGCUCAAUGGCUGGAGCAAGAUGCCAAGGAGGAGGAGAAAGAACGUGAAGAACUGGUAAGGGCACAACAAGCAAAAAUUCAUGAAGAGGAGGAAAAAAUGAAAAAAGCACAAGAAUUAAAACAGAAAGAGAAAGAAGCUGAAGAAAGUAGAUUGAAAAAGGAGAAAGAAAAGAAUGAACAGAGAAAAAAACAACUCAAGCAAAAGGAAGAUGAAAAAAUUAAGAAAGAGAAACGUAAAGCUCAAGAAGAAGAAAAAAGGCGGAGAGAAGAGGUUGCUCGCAAGAAAGAGGAACUAGCUCGUCAAAAGGCAGAAGAGGAAAAAAUUCGCGAAGAGGAAGAAAUACAGAGGCAAAUGGCGGAAGAAAUGAGGAAGAUAGAAGAACAGGAAGCAAGCCAAAAAUGGAAGAAAGAAGAGUUGCUGCGUCAACAAGAGGAAGAUCGAGAGAGAUUGGAAAGAGAACGUGCCGAACGAGAGUUGCUAGAGAAUGCUGAGGCUGAUCAGGCAGAAGAGAUAGCAGACGAUGCGGCCGAGGCAGAAGAAGAGGCCGUUGAAGCCGCAAGAUUAGCUGCUGAAGCUGCCAAGCAGGCCGAGGACGAGGAAAGUCGUAAGGCAGCCCAAGAGGCGGAGAAGAAAGCCUUGGCUGAAGCCCAGGCCAACAAAGAGAAGAAACAUCGAGCGUCUCUUAAAGCUGCUCAGAAGUCGAGAAAGCUGGAAAAGCUUGAUAAAUCUAUCAAAACGGCCAAAGAAGCUAAAAUGCCAAGUUUAAAAGCGCCUAUUCAAGAAGCAGAAAAGACUCGAGAGGAAGUACAACUCGGGAAGAGUCUAAAAGAGGCUUGUCAGGGGAGGAAUCUAGAACAUUUAGAAAAGGCUAUAAAAGAUGUGAAACAAGCGGGAUUGGAGCAGUACUACAGCGUGGAACUCAGCGAGGGUGAAAGAUUGGCAAAUCGGCUGAGGCGACUAGAGAGGAUACGUCAGGAGAUCCUCGAGCUAAAGCAAAGCACCAUAUCGGAAAUCCGAAGCUACCAGAAGCCGCCAGAGGCCGUACACCAGGUCAUGAUUGCGACGUAUCUGCUUUUGGGAUACACAGAAAAACCGCUGAAGAACUGGAAGAACCUGCAAGCCUUGCUUGGGAAAACUGGGAAGGAAGGGCUGAAGAGGCAGGUCACGACUUUAGAUCCUCUCAAAGUUAGUGACUCCACUGCCGAUUACGCUGAGAAGGAGUAUUUGAAGCAGCAUCAGCUGGAUACCAUCAGAGACGUGAGCGCUGGUGCCGCGACGUUUUAUGUUUGGGCAACGAACAUGAUCGAAGAAGCAAGAGCAUGCGUUGAGCAACGAGCCAAGCUGGCGGAAGAGGAGGAAAAAAGAAAGGCGGAGGAAGCCGAAGAGAAGCGCAAAGCACAAGAGAAAGAAAAGGAACGACAGGAGACUCGCAAACGGCGUCAACAAGAAAGAGACUCGCAACGAAAGACACAGCGAACCAGCGUCGCGGAAUCAGGAAGGCGUCGCUCCGGCAGCAAAGGAGCGGAACCGAGUCGGAGGUCGUCACGUGAAGUUAGCCCGGCGACGUCACCCGUCGGACGGAAGGUGUCGCAGGCUGCUGCUUCCGGUGCGCACGUUUCCAGGAAAGAUUCGAGGUCACGUUAUGCGAGCCCGAUGAUGUCACCAACAAGGACAUCACAAGGGCAGCGGCCUGGUGCGAGUCGGAAAACAUCGGACAAUACCGUUCAAGGGUUGCAUGUAUCAAGAAAAGAAUCUAGAUCGAGGGAGGUUAGUCCAGCCGCAGGAAAAUCACCUGCAAGAAAAGACAGUAGAGGACAGGCAAAAACAUAAAUUAUUGCUAAAUUUUUACGUGUUUAUUUACAUAUUUAUUGAGCAUAGGAAGUGAAAAAUGCGGCUUCUCAGCUACGCAACGUUCCUCCCGCUGAAGUAUUAACGAGGGACUUUUUUAUCUAACCAGCAGAAAGAAAUUGAGAUAGAAAAAUGUCAAAAUUUGCCAGAAUUGCCGUUUUUUAACGAGAACGUAUCGGUAAACUCUAGUAAAACUGGAGCGAUAACUGGUGAUAAGCAUGCCCAUAUUUAGCAAAACAGUUUUCCUGUAAAGCUAUCAAUGGAAGUUACAAGCAAGACAUUGUAAAUAGAUAUUUAUACAGAUUUUAAAAGACGAAAAAACUAAAUUUAAUAUACACGAAUACCUUUGCUUUUCCUAUAAUCUUACAGUCAUAUGUAUCUUUCGAUCUUUUGUGCAAAUGCGUUUGCGUAACAAAUUGUUAGUGCAAACAAUUAUCUUUGACUUUUGAAUUCAAUCUGAAACUAGCAAUUAGCUAUAAAAGGAAUCAAUUGUCUCGCUAUUUACGUAUGUAAUUUGCAUCAACGUGUUUUAAAUAAUGAA
Molecule: messenger RNA, 2924 nt
Organism: Dendronephthya gigantea
Lineage: Eukaryota; Metazoa; Cnidaria; Anthozoa; Malacalcyonacea; Nephtheidae
Product: trichohyalin-like
Exons: 9
Coding region: 83-2365 (760 amino acids)
Biological process (GO): microtubule-based movement
Cellular component (GO): dynein complex
Molecular function (GO): minus-end-directed microtubule motor activity; dynein light intermediate chain binding; dynein intermediate chain binding
Source: RefSeq, a predicted model, not a curated record